Rhizophagus irregularis DAOM 181602=DAOM 197198 is the source of this 744-nucleotide messenger RNA. The record is from RefSeq and is a predicted model, not a curated record. Lineage: Eukaryota; Fungi; Glomeromycota; Glomeromycetes; Glomerales; Glomeraceae.
AUGCUUCAGCUUCUGAGGGAUACCUGUGGGUUGCCACGCGCACUUCAACGACUCUUUAUCGUCUGCUUUGGAUCAUAUGGUGAACAUGGGAGUGAAUUCUUCGAGAAACUUGAAAGAAAAGAAGUUGACUUUGUGGACUAUUUCAUCAAAGUCAAGGACUGUCUCGAUAAACAGUAUGGCAUAAAAGACUAUGUUAAAAACAACAGAGAUGUUGCUACGAAGCUCAUGUAUUUAUGCAUUGAAGGUAUUCCCAUUGUCCCUGAUAAAUAUGUUUUGGAUGAAAAUAAUCCAGCUCUUACAAUUAGAAGCCUAGAAAGAGAUAAACAUAUUAUUCUCUCCUCUGUUGAACAAUCUGACGAAUUGUUCCUUAUUAAUAUGCCCUUCUAUUUUAUCUGUAUAUAUAAUGACUCUCUGCAUAUUGUUAACCCUACACUUGUAAGUAAGUUCUAUGAUGAACGCAUGUAUUGGUAUGAAUGGGAGAAGUUUGUGGCAUACCAUGAAGCAUUUCGUACUAAUCUGGCGAUAAGAUUGGGAAAGAAAACAACGACGUUACGAGAAUUAUAUCCCAAUGCUGAUAAGUCGGAUGUUAACUUUGACUUUAGCGUAAAUUUGAAACCCCUUCGUGUAUGUGAAGCAAAUGAACAAUUUCCGCUCACUAAUCCAUUAACUGAAAAAUCUGAUGGUAAAGAAAUCGACUGGCAGAGUGGUGAUGUAGUAGUUAUCAAUGGUAGUAGUGCUCUGUAA